Chara braunii is the source of this 858-nucleotide messenger RNA. The record is from the annotation of a GenBank genome assembly. NCBI's taxonomy places the organism in Eukaryota, Viridiplantae, Streptophyta, Charophyceae, Charales, Characeae.
CCGACGGAACCAAAGGGGGUUGUGCCAUCCUCUUCCACCGCAACCUUGAGUUCGAAAUGUUGGACCAGGACUCAUAUAUUUGGAGUCAUUGGGCCUGGUGCAGGGUCCAACUGGGAGUCCAAGAGUGGGUCCUGAUGACAAUCUAUGCUCCAUCAGACCCAAGAGAACGACGAUCUUUUCUCGAGGAACUCCCAGCUGUUGUUCCUGUAGCAGACAACCUCAUUCUCGUCGGCGACUUCAACACGGUGCUGACACCGGGCCUCGACUCCCAAGAGGUGGCACCCAGGAAGACUGAUGCCACCUUGCUCGCCAACUUCAUGGCAGUUCGCAGCUUGGUGGACACAUUCAGGACCAUGCAUCUGGGCGAGCCAGGCUACACCUGGUUCUCCUCUCAUACCACCGCAGACCACCAGUCACCAAAACGAAGGCUGGACUUGAUUCUAGCAGCAGGAGCAGCCUGGGACGCACUCACUGAGGUGGAGCAAGUGAUUGAGUCUAUGUCAGACUAUCGACCCGUGACUGCCAGUUUUAGACUGGCCGACCAGCUGCUGAGGGGACCAGGCACAUAUCGGUUGAAUACGGAGAUGCUCAAAGAUCCCAACAUACUGCAAUGGGUGGAGGAACACUGGAACAGUUGGCGAGGUGCUGGCUGGUCGGAGGUGGCGGGGCACUGGCUUCUCACAGGUUGCAAGGCGCUGGCUUCUCGCGAGUGGCGAGGCACUGGUUGUGUGAGUGCAGCGAGGCGCUGGCUGCUGGCGGGGGGCGAGGCGCUGGCAACAGUGAGUGGUGGGGCGCUGGUGACUUGCGACUGGCGAGGUGUUGGCUUGUGGUGACUAGUAACAUGCUAGCUGACACGUG